Molecule: messenger RNA, 7315 nt
Organism: Porites lobata
Lineage: Eukaryota; Metazoa; Cnidaria; Anthozoa; Scleractinia; Poritidae
Source: the annotation of a GenBank genome assembly
AUGGGAGGUGCUAUCUACAAGGAUGCUCCAGCCAUUAAAUACGAGGAACGCAACAUUUACCUAAACUCUAUUCAAACUCUUGGCAGGUAUUUAACACCAUCCCGCCUUAACUACUCUUGCCUCCCCCCCCAACACAGUAGCUUGCCGGAUAGGCGUUUUUGCGUUAUUUGUUCUCGAUUUUCGGGAGAGCAAAUGCAAGUGCGAGGGGUGCGUGGAGCGAGAGGCAGGAACGCCCGAUUAUUUUGAAAAUCAUGAACGCCUGUUUACCCACCUGUGCAGAAGCUCUUUUGUGCCGUCACACAAUCCUUCGUCACCCGUAGGUAGACUAUAAGUGGUCCCUCCAUUUUCCUCAGGAAUAGAAAUGCGAGCGUAACACGAGUGCGCGCGUGAAAAUUGCCACCCGGGAGGAAGGUAAUACGCGGAGGGAAGAAAGCAUUUUCUCUCCUUCCUCCGCUCGCGUAUAUUUCGCUUGCUCAAAUAUCGCUAUUCGUAAUCUAUACUGUUGUACGAGGCCCCAAGAAAUGAGGCUGCUUAAGACACUGAAACUGAAUCUGCUUGAGGCGCACCUAAAAGCCGAAUAAAGGAAAACGAACUGUUCGUCAAAGGCUCUUUUGCAGGAUGAAACAGAAAGCUUGCAAUGACAUGUUGAAAAAAACUUUCCAGCCGAAGUGUUGCACAGUGUAACAAUAUAUCAUAUUUGACCGGAAAUAACACCAAAUUCGGCAAGGAAGCCGGUACUACCAACUCCGAGGUAUGGCCAGUACUUUACCCAUGGAAACAGCCAUAACACGCAGGCAGUGCAUGGUUGCACAGACUCUCGUCCCCAGCGCCCGUCGUUGGGUGGUUUUUGGAAAAAGAAUGGGCUGCACAUGGCUGCCUCUGUCCGGUUGAUAUUGCUGUGCGCAUGUGUAAAGUACAGUUGGUAGCAUUGUGGUUGUUUACCAUUUACAAGGACAAACCGGUCAGUUCACGGUUUGGACAAACAGUGAGAAAAACCGGGUGUGGUUAGUUUCAUAACGGAAUUAUAUUAACGAAACGCUUUUCUUCCCAGGCUUCCACCAACGCGACCAGUCACCCUUCAUCAAAAGGCGUUGUUCAUCCUUUGGUUAUCGGUGAUUCUUAUUUGGUCUUGUCUGAAGUGCAAACGUUACAUUUCCAUGUGGCGUGAUAAAUACGGCACCAAAAAAGAAGGAGACGAAGUAGAAACAGCAACGAAAGGUGAAGGAGAGGCGUACAGGGGCCAAUUGCAAACAUUUAAGACUUUUAUGAGACUUCUCUGAGCGGAGACCGGGUGUGGAUAACGGGUAUUAAUUGAUUUGAUCUGGGCAAGAAUUAUUUUUCCAAGGUUACUUCUGUGGUCAAAUGUUUUUACCUUUGUUUAUCCAUUUAUUUUUGAAAAUAUUUUCUCUAUUUUCCCUAUUCAUCUCUGUUUGCAGGAUAUUUCUGAAAUCAACCAACCCCGCCGUGGAAAAAAAAUUUAUUUUAUAGUUUAAAACCUUACUGUUUCGCAUAGUACAAAACCGCGAGCGGUCGACCCUCUUUCCUCAGCCAGGCCAAGCGCGGUGAUUGAAAAAGUAAAAUUAUGUAAGAAGGAGAGAUCGAGGCGGAGAGAGAGAGUGAGAGAAAGUUCCUUACGCGUGCUCUCGAUCUACUGCGACUGAAAGAAAAUCGCUUACCUGCAUUAGUAGGUAACGGUAUGGCUAGAGUUCGGAACCUUCUUUAGAAGCGAAAAAUUUGUGCAAAUGUCAUUUCCGUUAUAAUCAACCUCGUUCCCAGGGUUCUCUUUCUCUGGUCUCUACGGAGCAAGAGAGGAACGGGUAGGAGAGACGCCUGGGAACGAGGUUGGGUUAAAAUGUAUAUCCUGGAUCAGAGAAGCACUGGCCAAUAAGGCUACGGAGAUCGAUCACGUGUGAGCUCUUUUAUUUGUCAGUCGUACACGGUGUUGUAGCUCGUGACACCUAUGCUCUAACUAUGCUUGGUUUGCAAGCACGUGACAAGGCGGCCAUAUUGAUGUUCAAUACAAUAAAUACUUUAAUAAACACUUUACAUGAAAGUGGAGUUAAGAUGCCAGAGGAGAGGAAUGCCUUUAUCCUUGAUUCCCAACAUGGCCGCCGUGACGUACGUCAAGGUCACGUGCAAACCAGCAGUGAAAGGUGCUUGCUUUUUUCCAUUCCUUAUCAUUAAAAAUAAAGCAUUUUUGUCUUUUGUUUCUUUAGAAAAGGACAAUGUGUUAAUAUCUUUAUAUCCAGUUACCAAACACGAACGUAAGUAAAACGGCUUUUGUUCUUAUACUAACAACCUGUCCAAAUUGGAUGAGAGUCACUGACAGAGGUUUUUGUCAUUCUAAAUUAACCCUUCUGUCCUACUUCUCUCCGCACAGAAACAUUUACCUAAACAAAUUUACAUUAAUUACAAUACGUUAAUUUGUUUUGUUUUUUGCUUUCUUGCCUCAGUUUUUUUUGUCGAAUACCUGUGUUUGCUUCUCAGUUUUUGCUUCAUUCCUUGGCUGAUUUUCCCAAAUUAGGGUUUUUCUGAAAAUAAUUAUAACCAACGUAGGGUUUUUCUCGUCUUUUUCACAUAGUGCACUGACGAAACUCAUCAGAAACUUUUUCCUUCCUUAUUUCUAUAGAAAAUAUAAAUUCAGCUGUUGUUGCUUGCUUACUUGUUUCUUCCUCAACUUACAAGCUACCUUUUUUUUUAUUCCAGCCUCGGUAUCACGUUUUGGCCGAGGGGACGCGACGGAAGAGAGCACUGGCACGAGAAGUAUAUUUGAAAAACUUCUAGAGACUGAUCCUGAUCAGCCAUCAUUUGAAGAGUUUUUAACCAAAGCUGUCAUCUUCGGAGCCAUCAUGCUUUACUUUUGGCUCUGUGAUUAUCAACAUGUAUGGUAGGAAUCUCAAAGUACAGGAUAUAACAGUGAAUUAAAGGACAUUUCAUGAUGACAUGUUAUAUGGCCGUCCCCCUUAUUUUUAGACCAAACUGAGCCCCAAAGGGCCGAAAACAUGUUUUUGAGACCCCCCCUCCCCUAUCUCAGGGUCUGGAUGAACGCCAGUCAGUAAUAUGUAUCUUUUUAACAGUACAGUUAGUGUGAUGCCUCACAGGCUUUACUAACUCAAUAAAGGUAAAGUUACAUUUUCAUACUGCUCAAGGAAACGGGUCCAGUCACCAAACCCAACCUAAAAUUUACAAACUUUUAUUCUAGGCCGAAGACAAACAAACAGUACUCAAGAGACAUAUUUGUGUUCCUCUUCGCUUUGUUGGUGAUCGUAGCUGCAGUUUACACAACUCGCAAGACACCCGAAAAACUUGUCAACAGAGAUCAGACAGAAGAAUGGAAAGGAUGGAUGCAGGUACAGUUACGGAAAUGAAUCUCUCAUUGGGGCCAGAAACGAAAACUUUUUCAAACUGAUAUCACGGCAGCGUUGCAUAGAAAUUCCUGGUUGAGCCUGCCGCUAUCGACAGAGACUCAGCGUAUAUUCGUACCCAGUUGUGUGUUGGCUGUCUGGAACACGUUAGCGAACGUAGCUUUAAUCGCUACCGUUGACUUUUGGCGCUAACACAGAGGAUCAGACUGGGCUGAACUUCAGACCUUCCUUUAAGGCCUUCCUAUAGAUUGUUCAGAAUAUAAUUUUGUAUUCUUGUUCUCUGUUUUUAGCUAGGAUUUGCGGAUAAGAAUCGUCACCGGCUGUAAUUUGUAACUUGCGAGCUGAAGAACAUUAGAUGAUAUCUUGCCAAAACUAAAAAAGGUUUAUCGAUAAGAACCACGAAAGAGGCCUCAUGAAUUCAUUAAAAUUCGUUUUUAACUCUAUUUUUGUUUUUUUUUUGGAUUGUUUGUUUUGUUUUCAGGUUCAGUUUGUUUGGUAUCACUAUUUCGAUGCCCACGAGGUGUUUAAUUCCAUUAGAUGCUAUAUCGCUGCUUAUGUUUGGAUGACAGGAUUUGGUAAGAAAACUGAGAUCUUUCCUAAACCUUAAAAAAUAAUUUGAUAAACAGUUACAAACUUGUGUAUUUUCUUUGGCCUAAUAAAGGACCGUAAAGAUUAGUCUUUUGGAUUUGGAAACGAUACAACACCCGGUAUCCGUUAUAUAGUCAACUCUCUAUACACCUUGUAGAUCGGCACUAACUGUACGUCUUAAAGAGAUGUCCAUCUUAUAGAGAGUCAAAUAAAGGGGGUAAAGAAAGGCAAGGACCCCCAGGGGGGGUACUCUCUAUGAUGGCCUAUACCGGGAGGCUCCGCUCGAAAGCAGUAUCUUUUUCAGGCUUCAGGUAUAUGAAAGGGUAGAGAUUUCACUGGUUGAAGUAUAUACAGGGGUAGGGAAAUCUGUCAUUUGGGUCUGUGAAAGAGCUCAAUUUCAAAAGGGCUAACAGAUGAAUUUUAUGGGUCUAUAAAGUGGGGAAAACUUUUUUUUGUGAUUGAUUGCUAUUAAAAAGACAGUGCAUUUACGGCAGUUAAAAGGGAUGCAAAGUUCUAAACAAGGUACGUGACAGGGGUACCAUUUGUCAGUAGAAGGUAUACGAAAGGGGUACCUUUUCUUGAAAAAUGGUAUAUAAAAGGGUAAGGGGUUGGACCUCGGGGCGGAGCCUCCUCGUGUAAACAUUUGUGAGUACCCCUCCUGGGGCAAGGACCAACUCUAGGUGUCCGCCUUACAGACGUUACCAAAGAGAUUUUUUUAUUUCCUUGCUAGGCAACUUUUCCUACUUUUGGAUAAAGAAAGACUACUCACUUUUCCGUCUACUACGAAUGAUGUUCCGUCUUAACUUCCUCGUUGUCAUGGUGAUGGCAGUCACUAGAAACGAGUUUGUCCGGUAUUACGUGUGUGCUAUGCACACCUAUUGGUUUAUCACAGUUUACGUCAUGUUGGCAGUGUUCAAGUCACGCAACGAGGUAAAUAAUUUUCUCGCAUGAUUACAGUGUACCGGUAACAUCCACUAAAAAUGUUGACCCUUUUAAGUCCAAAAAGACGCUACAAGUAGGUGGAACAAUAAUUUCUUGCAAUAUCUCUCUCGUUUUUUAGAUUUAUUGUUCUGUUCACAUAAUUUCUCCUCAAAAUUAUGAAAGUACGCAUGUCAUAUUUAUUCGAUCAAGCGCCCUGGGCGCCUUGAAACGUUUGGACCUUGAGAAUGGGCGCCAACCUCGUCCCCAGGGCUUUUCCGUUAAAAAAGGGGAAGGGAAAGCCCUGGGGACGAGGUUGAAUGGGCACUUACUAAAUUUCGGCAAAAGUAAUUUUAUUUUGCAACAAAACGUGAAGAUGUUUCAAAGCAGAAUUAUUACUAUUCAUUGAACGUUUCUGUAAAAUACUAAGAAAACUACUUGGUCUCCAGAAAGUCUCUUAGUGGAACUUAGUCUAUUUCAAUCUCAUUGGCGACAGUUUGGUGGGGGCCCUUUAGUAGAGGGUGGGUGCUUAUUCGAGACUGGGCGCUUAAUCGAAUAAAUACGGUACAUACACGCACGUACACAUUUUAAGACAUCUGGAGCACGGGUAGAUCGUAAUUCUUUUCUCAAGACAGAAGCAUGGGGUUAUAUCCUUCUACUCAAGGUUACAGAAUAGAUCAAGCAAAAUUCUCGAGCAAGCGUCCCUUAGUAUAUCUCCUCACCUCGCGGGUGGCAGUUUCCCGCGAGACUCUACUCGUAGUUUACUAGUCAAGACUAGCAUUCUAAAUUUGAAUUUCUAAAGCUGUUAUAAUAAUUUUCUGCCCCUUAGAGUUCGGAAUAGUGCGUCAAAAUUUGCCUUGUAAUCAUUCACGUUGAACAGGUCCUACAACAGCUUUUAUCAUAGUUUAAGGUAUUGUCAAAAACUAAUCCUGAAUUAAAUAACUAACCCAAACUGAUUGUACGUUUUAGGGGCUAGGAAGAUGUUAUCUCUAUAUACUAUAAAUGUAUGAGGAUAUGAAAGCGAGAAAUAAAGCUUCAACUAAAUCAUGUUAUUUUUAACCUACUGUUAUUUUCAGAAUCGCUAUUUCAUGGCUGCUAAAUUUGUCGUCUAUCUGGUGGUCAACGCCUUAAUAUUCGAUAUUCCUGGAGCUCCCUAUGUGGUAUUCUGGCCAUUCCAGUUCAUAUUGAACGUUAGAGGCAACUUACGAUACUGGGUCUACAGAUCAACGUAAGAAGCUAGUGUUGCUAUUUACUUUUGAUUUUCCCUUUCAAAUUUUGUCUCCUCUUGAUUUCACCUUUCACUGAGCUUUAACUGGUUUAGAGAAACGUACUGUAAAUUCUGCACUUUGACCUAAGCCAGUUACCUAGCUUAUUUGCCUUUUUUAUGAUUCGAGUAGUAUAGCAGGGACCGCAUGAACCCUUGUUUGAAGGUUGAUAUGUUUUUGGUGAAAAGGAAGACUGACGUCGCGUCGAUGAUGUCAUAUAGAUAUAUAAACUAGUAAUAACCAAAGGUUACAAAGUGAGGACGACAACGAUCGAAGGUCAAAACGCUUUUGCUCCAGCGUUGUGCUUUGCGUGAGUUUCACGUGAAAGAUGGUCAAAACACGCGUGAUCAGAUUACGAGUGAUACAAGGUCCAAACGCGCGUGAUCAAAGUGCAUUCCAUACAUUCUUAGUGGAAGUCCAAACGAAUGCUGGCUACAUACAUGUGACGCAUACGUAAUAACAACCUAGAGAUUAGGGUCGCGGGCUCCUUUUGUCGCCCGCAAUAACAUGCACAACACAGAAUCGAAAAGCUUUAAGAAAUAGAGGUGCUAAAACACUUCUCUUGUAUUUCUCAGGCUUGAUCAUUGGGCCACUUGGGUGGGAAUGUUAUGUGCGUAUAACUACCCGUACAUUGAUCGGUUUCUUCAUUUCUUGGACAAGAAACAUGAAAACAGGCGAACGGCGCAGGUAGCCAUUCUGCUGAAAAUCUGGAUCACAGUCGCACUGUUUGGCGUCUUGGUGAUGUGGUUCCACUUUGUUUUAAUGCAAGAGCGAGAGUACUACAAAAUAAUACAUCCUUACACAUCGUGGAUCGCUAUUCUUAUUUAUCUGUGGUUCAGAAAUCUUCAUCCUUCCUUUCGAUCCCACUAUCUUGGUUUGUUCAGCUGGCUGGGGAAAAUCACUCUCGAGACCUACUUAUCACAGAUUCAUAUCUACAUGAUUGGGAAUGCACAAAAAAUACUUAUUUACUUACCGAGAUAUCCCAUGCUGAACUUCAUGUUAGCCACCGUGAUUUAUGUGGCGGUUUCGUACGUUCUUUUUCAUCAAACUUUAUUUUUUAACACUUAUAUUUUUCCUAAGAAUAUGGCCAUUAUUUGCAAAAAUCUUAUAGUGGGUACAGUAUGGUUAGGACUUUGUUAUUUGCUUUCUUUUAUUUUCAAUAUCGUAGUGAUAUGGUAA